UCCUUCCCUGAUUUAAACCCAGGUAGCCUGCACUGUAGCUGGUAUCUGGUGUCCCCACCUCGCCUCCCUCCAGCUGCCCCCAAGACAUGCAGGGGCUGUGGGUGCUGCUGCUGCUAGGCCUGAGGCUGCAGCUCUCCUUGGGCGUCAUCCCAGUUGAGGAGGAGAACCCAGGCUUCUGGAACCGCCAGGCAGCUGAGGCCCUGGAUGCUGCCAAGAAGCUUCAGCCCAUCCAGAAGGUCGCCAAGAACCUCAUCCUCUUCCUGGGCGACGGGAUGGGGGUACCCACAGUGACAGCCACCAGGAUCCUAAAGGGGCAGAGUAAUGGCAAACUGGGGCCUGAGACGCCCCUGGCCAUGGACCGCUUCCCAUACGUGGCUCUGUCCAAGACAUACAAUGUGGACAGACAGGUGCCAGACAGCGCAGCCACAGCCACAGCCUACCUGUGCGGGGUCAAGGGCAACUUCCAGACCAUCGGCCUGAGCGCAGCCGCCCGCUUUAACCAGUGCAACACGACCCGCGGCAACGAGGUCGUCUCCGUGAUGAACCGGGCCAAGAAGGCAGGGAAGUCUGUGGGAGUGGUGACCACCACACGGGUGCAGCACGCCUCACCGGCCGGCACCUACGCACACACGGUGAACCGCAACUGGUACUCAGAUGCUGACAUGCCUGCCUCGGCCCGCCAGGAGGGCUGCCAGGACAUCGCCACGCAGCUCAUCUCCAACAUGGACAUUGACGUGAUCUUGGGCGGAGGUCGAAAGUACAUGUUUCCCACGGGGACCCCAGACCCUGAGUACCCAAGUGAUGCCAGCCAGAACGGAAUCAGGCUGGACGGAAAGAACCUGGUGCAGGAAUGGCUGGCGAAGCACCAGGGUGCCCAGUAUGUGUGGAACCGCACUGAGCUCAUGCAGGCUUCCCUGGACUCCUCUGUGACCCACCUCAUGGGCCUCUUUGAGCCCGGAGACACGAAAUAUGAGAUCAACCGAGACCCCACACGAGACCCCUCCUUGAUGGAGAUGACGGAGGCCGCCCUACGCCUGCUAAGCAGGAAUCCCCUCGGCUUCUACCUCUUCGUGGAGGGCGGCCGCAUCGACCAUGGUCAUCAUGAGGGCGUAGCUUAUCAUGCACUGACGGAGGCGGUCAUGUUUGACGAUGCCAUCGAGAGAGCGGGCCAGCUCACCAGCGAGGAGGACACGCUGACCCUUGUCACCGCUGACCACUCCCAUGUCUUCUCCUUUGGUGGAUACACCUUGCGAGGGAGCUCCGUCUUCGGGCUGGCCCCCAGCAAGGCUCAGGACAGCAAAGCCUACACGUCCAUCCUGUAUGGCAAUGGCCCAGGCUACGCGUUCAGCUCAAGCGUGCGACCAGACGUGAACGAGAGCGAGAGCGGGAGCCCCGAUUACAAGCAGCAGGCGGCGGUGCCCCUGUCGUCUGAGACCCACGGAGGCGAAGACGUGGCGGUGUUCGCGCGCGGCCCGCAGGCGCACCUGGUGCACGGCGUGCAGGAGCAGAGCUUCUUAGCACACAUCAUGGCCUUCGCCGCCUGCCUGGAUCCCUACGCGGCCUGCGACCUGGCGCCCGCCGCCGGCACCACGGGUGCCGCCCCUCCAGCCAGCACCACCGACGCCGCCUCUCCCGCCGGCACCAUCAACUCCGCGCCUCCUGCCAGCACCAGCAACGCCGCCCACCUGGCUCCCCAGUCGCUGCCUCUGCUGGCUGGGACCCUGCUGCUGCUGCUGGGGGCGGCCACUGCUCCCUGAACGCCCUACCCUGGAGUUCUCCUGCUCCCCACCUCCAGGGGUCCUGCCCUGGUCCCCGUCCCGAGCUGCUACUUCCAGAGAACACACACCGGUGUCCUGCCGCUGGACCUUCACCUCCUAGAGAUAAACCAGACUCAACUAGUGCAGCGCUGCCCUUUGCUCCGUAUCCCCCGCAGGGAGCAGAAGCACAGGGAGCCGGGGGAGCUGAGCCUGGAAUUCCCAGGACCAACCCCCCCCCACCCCGCCCCCAGCUGCUAUCUGAUUCUUCCUCCCAACCCCAGAGACUGCAGAUUUGUGCCAUGCGGCUGCCACCCAGCCCCCACCCCGCCUCUAGCCUGAGGAGGACCAAACAGGCAUGGACCCAGAGAUGUCUUCCCACCCGGGACAUGACACACUCAGACCGUGUGCCCCCCACCCCCCGUUCUUAGCUUCAAUCCUGGCAGCUAAGGACUUGAGUGCAUCAGGACACCUGGAGAAGAGCAGCUUCCCACCACCCUGCAACCCACCUUCUAACCCUGUAACCCACCCAAGGAGGCUCUGGGGUUGGGAUCCCCGGGGGGCCUUGACACAGUCCUCUGCUGUUUCCCCACUGGGAUAAUUCCACAACCCUGCACCUGACCAGGGGACCAAUGAGGCAGACGCUUGCCCCAAGUCGAGACCACUCAGAUGCUCCCAGCCCCCCAUGCCCAUUCCAGUUAAGGAUAUCCAAGGAGCACUUGGGGAGCUCUGGGUGCAGGGCAGCAGCCCCGCCCCAGAGCCCGUGGCCCCUCCCAGGACAUCUGAACUCUGGGCAUAGAUUUCUCAACAAGGAAGACUCCCCUGCCUCCUCAAGGCCUCCAUUUUCCUGGGAGACAAAACAAUAAAUAAUAAAAGGAAGUGUUAGACAAUGUAA
This is a messenger RNA of Callithrix jacchus (white-tufted-ear marmoset), 2649 nucleotides long. RefSeq names its product intestinal-type alkaline phosphatase. Gene Ontology annotation, molecular function: alkaline phosphatase activity. NCBI's taxonomy places the organism in Eukaryota, Metazoa, Chordata, Mammalia, Primates, Cebidae. Gene Ontology annotation, biological process: dephosphorylation. The record is from RefSeq and is a predicted model, not a curated record. Gene Ontology annotation, cellular component: plasma membrane.